AUGCUAGCUCAUGUUCGAUUGUACAAAAUGUGCUGUGGUAAUAAUAAUGGUAACUCAUCAAAUUUUGCUUUGAAGGAGUUGACACAGAUAGAACUGACAACUUCGUUAGAAUUAAUUAAUCUCAGAAAAGAAUUUAUUGUCACUCGAGGUUUAAUUCUUGGAACACUGAAUGUUUUAAAAAAGGAGUACAUCGUGUCCUUUAAUUUAAAAACCAUAAGUUACUCUGAAGGUUUGAAAAAUGUUCUUCAUUUAACCUUAGGAAAUAACUGUGAUGUAUAUGGUGACAGAAAUCCAGGUGUCUGGUUUGAUAAAGAUGGCUCUGGAAAACUUGUUAUUUGUGUUGCAGUUAAUGAUAAUCGUAAUUACUGCAAUAGUACAAAUCCACUUGGUUUGAAUCAAUGGUACAAGAUUAAAAUAUAUCAAGGUUUCAUGAAUGGGUCAUACUUUUUAACUGUUUGUAUAGAUGAUGUUCAUAUUUAUUCAGUUGAAAAUACUAAGCCUAAAGAUUUUGAAAACAUGAAAGUAUAUGCCUCUAAUCUUUGGGAGGAUGCACAGAAUGCAUUUAUUUCAGAACUUAUUAUUGAAAAUAUAGUCAAUGGAAAAGCUGAACACAUUAAUCAUAGAAAUGAGUUUAUUCUCACACGUGGAUUAGUUCUUGGAACAAUGACCACUUUAAAAAAAGAGUAUAUUGUGUCCUUUAAUUUAAAACCUAUUAGUUACUCUAAAGGCUUGAGAAAUGUUCUUCAUUUAACUUUGGGUAAUAACUGUAAAGUAUAUGGAGACAGAAAUCCAGGUAUUUGGUUUCAUGAAGAUGGUUCUGGAAAGCUUGUUAUUUGUUCUGCCAUAAGUAAUAAUCGUAACUACUGUAUUGAAACAGAUCCGCUUAUUUUGGGUCAAUGGCAUAGUAUUAGAAUAUAUCAAAGUUUAUUAGACAGUAAGUAUUUUUUUGCUGUUGAUUUGAACAGUGUAAAUGUUUAUAAAGUUGAAAACUCUGUGGCUAAAGAUUUUGAAAAUGUGGAGGUUUAUGGUUCUAAUAAUUGGGAUGAUGCACAAAAUGCUACUGUCUCUGAACUUUUUAUUAGUAAUGGAAAAGCUGAGUACCUUGUUGGAAAUAACCCUACACCAUUAGUACAAGGAAAGAUUCUUGCUAGAAUACCAAUGCUAGAAAAGGAGCAUUUAAUUUCAUUUGAUCUCUAUCUUAACACAAUCCAAUCUAGUUGUACUAGUAUUAUACACUUUACUUAUGAUAAUUAUGAUGGAAAUAGAGUUCCAGGUUUAUAUUAUUGUGAUGAUUUUGGACUACAAAUUGCAGAUCCGUAUAGUGGUGUUGAUGUUGGUGUGUCUCUGUAUAUAUUAAAAUUAAAUUCUUGGUCAAAUCUUGAAGUAAGUCUAUUUUUAGAAGGUUCAUUUUAUGUGUAUAGAAUCAAAAUAAACGGAGAAAUUUUAUUUUUUAAAAUUAACGACAAAGCCGAAGAUUUUUACAAUGUUGAAGUAUAUGCUUCAAAUCUAUUUAACUCUGCUCAAAAUGGAUCCAUAAAAAACUUGUUUGUUAUCAAUGGCAGAUCAAGCAUUGGAGUGCAACCUAUUAUUUUUUAUCCUAAAGAUCAUAUAAACAACAAAAAGGAGUUCACUAUUAAGGCUGGUUUAUUUCUUGGAACACUUGAUGUCUUAAAAAAAGUUUACACUGUUUCUUUUAAUUUGAAACCAUUAAGUUAUUCAAAUGGUUCAAAAAGUGUUCUUCAUUUAACAUUGGGUGGAAACAGCAAAACUUUAGGAGAUAGAAGUCCAGGUAUUUGGUUUCUUGAAGAUGGUUCAGGAAGGCUUGCUAUUUAUUCUGCAAUAGAUAAUAACUACUUUGUUAUAACAAAUCCGCUUCCAUUAGGUCAAUGGUCAAAUAUUGUAAUAUGCCAGUAUUUACAGGGCGACAUAUAUUUGUUCACUAUUGAUUUAAAUAAAGAUAGUAUUUUAAAAGUGCAGAAUUUCAAUGCAAGAGAUUUUGAAAACAUAAAAGUAUAUGCUUCUAAUCCUUGGGAUGAUGCUCAAGAUGGUUUAAUUUCUGAUCUUCUCAUUGCUAAUGGAAAACCUGAGUACCUUGUUGGUAAUAAAAUUACUCCUUUAGUGAUGGGAAAACUUAUUGCUGAAAUACCAGAUCUAAAUGAAGAAUAUUUAAUAUCAUUUGACAUCAAUCCCAAUCAAUUUUUGUCAGGUAAGCGUAGUGUGGUUCAUUUCGCAGAUAAAAACAAUAUUGGUAGCUAUGAAAACAGUCCUCUUAGUAUUUGGUUUACUGAAGAUAGCAGGCUUGCAAUAAGAGCACCUAUUAGUGAUGAUUGGACUUUUUACUCUAAUUUAAUUGGAACUAAUAUGUGGUCAAACAUUGAUUUAUGCCAAAUUUUAAAAGGCUCUGAUUACAUUUAUAUAAUCAGAAUCAAUGGAGAAAUGGUUUAUUCUCAAUUUAUCACCCAGCCUAAAAGUUUCAAUAAUGUAAAAGUUUAUGCUACAGAUCCAUGGGGUGAUUCUCAAGAUGGCUCAAUAAAAAGUUUGUUUGUCAUCAAUGGGAUUUCAAAUAGUGAAAUACAACCUAUUGUUAUUCUUCCAACAGAUUAUAUUAAUCAUCAAGAAGAAUUUACACCUACUAAAGGUUUUCUUCUUGGAACACUGAAUGUUAUGGCAAAGACUUAUACCUUAUCUUUCAAUUUAAAGCCUUUAAAUUAUUCAUAUGGAUGGAAAAGUGUUCUUCAUUUAACCUUGGGAAGCAGUAGUGAAGCUUAUGGAUACAGAAAUCCAGGCGUUUUUUUUGAUGAUGAUGGUUCUGGAAAGCUUGUUAUUUAUUCUGCAAUAAGUGGAAAUAAUAAAUACUCUAUUAAAACAGAUCAACUCACAUUGGGUCAAUGGUCAAAUAUUAAAAUAUAUCAGUUUUUGCAGGACAGUAAAUAUUGGUUUGCUGUUGAUUUAAACAAAGUAAACAUUCUGAGAGUGGAAAAUUCUGAUGUUAGAGAUUUUAAAACUGUAAAAGUGUAUGUCUCUAAUCCUUGGGAUGCAGCACAAAAUAGUUCACUUUCCGAUCUUCUUAUUAUUAAUGGAAAAGCUGAAUAUCUUGUUGGCAGUAUCAUCACUCCGUUAUUAAAAGGGAAAAUUGUUGCUAUAAUUCCAAUACUAGAUAAAGAAUAUUUAGUUUCAUUUGAUGUUAACCCUAAUAAGUUUGUCGCUGGUUUUUAUAAUGUUAUUCAUUUAACUAUUGGUUCAGAUAAUUUCGAUUAUGGGGAUAGAGUUCCUGGUGUUUGGUUUAAUAAUGAUGGUAAAGGUGGGCUUUACAUUGCUGCUCCUAUUAAUGGAAACAAAAAUUAUAUUUUUUUUACUAAGCCAAUCGACUUAAAUAGGUGGACAAAUAUUAAAGUUGGUCAAUUUUUCAAUGGCUCUUUUUAUAUAUAUACAGUUAAAGUAAAUGAUGAACUUAUCUCUUCAGAAAUUAACUAUAUGCCAAAAAGUUUUGUUAAUGUCACAGUAUAUGCAUCUGAUCCAUGGUACAAUGCUCAAGAUGGCUCAAUAAAAAACUUAUUUGUUAUUAAUGGUAACAUAAGUGGAGAAAUGCAACCUGUUGUUCUUCCUGCAGUUUUAUAUCUUUCACCUGAUGUUAGUAAUAUGUCACUUUUGCCUGCUUCUAGUAAAUACAAAACAAUUGCUGCAAUUUUAGUUCCAAUUUUAGUUGUUUUUUUUAUACUUUCUGCUACAACCAUAUUUAGAAUUAUUAAAAAAAAAUCCAAACAUCAAUCAGUGAAGAAUUUGGAUUCUUUCAUAUUGAAUGGUUUUAACUCACAACACAACAUAAAUGGAAAGGAACUAUCAACAGAUAUUUGGGAGAUUUUUCCUGAAAACAUCAUUUUAGAUAAAAAAAUUGGCGAAGGGGCUUUUGGAACUGUCUUUGUUGCAAAAGUUAAUACUGAGAUUCUGGCUCAAAAUAAAAAUCAUAGGUCUCUGCUUCACUUGGUAUCAAGGAAAGAUUUUACUAAUGUUGCAGUAAAAUUUUUAAAAGAUUCGGCUGACAAAUCUGAACUGAAUGAUUUCUGUGAAGAAAUCAAUUUGAUGAAAGAGAUUGGAUUUCAUAAGAAUAUUGUAAAUAUGAUUGGUUGUUCAACAAUGAAAAAACCUUUAUGUUUAAUUGUCGAAUUUAUGGAGAAUGGGGAUUUAUUGCAUUUUUUGAGAAAAAGACGAGCCAAAACAAUGGCAAGCCAAAAUCUUUCUUCCGAGGUUGUUCUUAAUGAAGUUCUUCUUGAUGAAAAUGAGAUAAUAAUGCCAGAUGAUUUACUUAGUUUUGCAUGGCAAGUGGCAUCAGGAAUGGAAUUUCUUUCAUGCACAAAACUGGUACAUCGAGAUCUUGCUGCUAGAAACAUAUUAGUAGGCGCUGAGAAAAAUGUUAAAAUAUCUGAUUUUGGUCUGUCACGUAAAGUCAACGAUGAAUUAAAUUACAUAAGCCGCAAAAAUCGUCGUUUACCGGUCAAGUGGAUGUCAGUUGAAGCUAUAUUUGACCAAAUGUUUACAUCGUACAGUGAUGUAUGGGCUUACGGCGUUGUUUUAUUUGAAAUAGUUACGCUAGGAGGAACACCUUAUCCAACAAUAAGUAAUCGUGAACUCCUCACUCUUUUAAAAUCGGGUUAUAGAAUGGAUCGUCCAGAUAAUUGUUCCGAAUUCAUCUACGAUAUCAUGUUGCAUUGUUGGAAUGAAGAUCCGUUAAUGCGGCCUACUUUUACAGAGUUACGUGAACAUCUCGAUAGUAUAAUAUCUCAAGGCGGUUGUUAUUUCAAUUUUGAAAUUGAUGAAAAAAAUGCUUAUUAUAACAUUGCCUCGUUUAACAGUCUGCCGUUUGAAACAGUUGAAUUUCCGCUAAGCGAAGUGACUGUUAACAACGAACCAGUUUUGUGAACAAUUUCUCUCUCGAAUGAUAGACGCGCAUAUUCGCAAUCUGUAAAUAAAUUUUGUAUUUAUUGCUGCAACCCAUAAUUAUAAUAUUACAUACGAUAUGUAAUAAUAAAAUAUAUGAGCAAUAACUGUGAAAAGAAAUGUUAUUGAAUAAUGUAAAUCUUGUUGUUUCGAUUCAUGUUUUUAAUCUCGUUGUUUCGAUGUUUUUAAUGUAGUAGUUAGGAUCAUUAGAUGAUUAUAAAUUUUAUUUUUGUUAUAAUUGUUAUAAAUAGAAUGAAAUAUUGUAUUUAACGUUUUUUGGAUUUAUUAACUUUUUAUAUGUAAAA
Molecule: messenger RNA, 5240 nt
Organism: Hydra vulgaris (swiftwater hydra)
Lineage: Eukaryota; Metazoa; Cnidaria; Hydrozoa; Anthoathecata; Hydridae
Source: RefSeq, a predicted model, not a curated record